Molecule: messenger RNA, 4691 nt
Organism: Phasianus colchicus (ring-necked pheasant)
Lineage: Eukaryota; Metazoa; Chordata; Aves; Galliformes; Phasianidae
Source: RefSeq, a predicted model, not a curated record
AGGGAAUGGGCUUUGGAGGCGGGCAGGGAAGGCUUUUCUCUGACUCUGCAGGGAUACGAGAUGCGGGCAGAGCAAUUCUUUAACAUUUGCUAUUGCUUAACCUUUCAUAUUUAGCAUUUUUAUUAUCCCUGUUGUGCCAGGACAGGGAAGAGCGGGGUGUGCAGCCUGUGCUCAUCACCUGCAGCUGUCCUGCAUCCCGCAGCCAGCCCAGUUUUGUGAUGCCUGAGCAGGAUCUGACACAAGAAGGCAAACAGAGAAGCACUGGGUCCUCCUCCCUUCCUCUUUCCCUUCCCCUUCCCUUCCUCUUCCCUUUCCCAUCCCUCCCACGCUGCUGUCUGGGGGCUGUGACCCCUCCCCAUUGCUCAGCACCCAUUCCAAUGAGCAGUGGCUGAUGGUGACGUUUACAAACUUUUGGCAUCCCUCUGGUUUCCACCCCCAUUUUGUUUCACCAGCCUUUUUCUAUCUGUUCUUAUCAGCAGAUCAUUCUUCUUAUUAGAUCUGUCUUUUUCCAGCGACAGUUUUGCGUUUUCAGCUUGGUUUUAUCACCUGACAUAAAGCCUUUUGUCCCCAUUUGAUGAUAUUCACGCACAUAAAUCCCUAAAGCAGGAAAUAAUGCAGUCUUGGCCCUUCCUAAACCCAUUUAGGUUUAGAUUUUUUGCAGCAGCCAAGACAUGCUUCCAGAGCCAGGAAUAACACAUCUUGAAGUGCCAACGUGCCUUAAAAUCCAGAAAAUUGCCCCAACAUAGGCAUGACUCAUCAAGCACCGUAGUGGGAAUGAUUUGCUUGGGUGACCCCGUAGGUAAGGAGCCAUUUGUUGGACACCAACCACGUCGUUUUUCACAGCCCUGUGAGCGCAGCAUCUUGAAUUUCAUUCCAGACGUUCCGAAUUUGGAGACCUCAAAUGGCAAAGGUGAAAUGGGCGUCAGCUCUCCGGAAUGAAGGAAUCUCUCCCAGGGUUUUCUGCUGGAUCACAGCAGGAGGAUUUGCUUUCCUGAAGCAUUGAGUGACGUGAAGAACCCAAAUCGGAGCCAGCGGCCACAUUCUUUCAAGGGAAAACCCUUUGGGUGCCCCUACGGUUCCCUUUCUAUCACCAUAACAAACCCCUUCUCCAUCCACUCAUCCCCUUUUGGGUUCGGAGGUUGACAGAUCCCUUCUGAAAUUCUCAUAUUGCACACAUGCCCUUCUUUCUUUACCUCUGAGGCAGCAAAGAUCCCACAGUGACUUAAUUCGGAGUGAGAUCAACAAUCUUAGACAUCCUAUAUUAACUUCACAUUGUUUCAUGUUGAUCAGCAGCAAAAAAAUAAAAUAAAGGAAUAGGAGUUUAUCUGUGGGAAUGCUCUGCAUUUUCACGCUUGGCUGAUUGAAGGAAGCUGGGAGGAAAUGUUGUGAAAUAAUCCCAAAUGAUGAGAAAUUGUGGGUAGGGGAGGGGGUGCCCUCUGUCCUGAUGAGCAGCAGGGACAAAGUAGAAAGGAAUAGGCAUGAGCUCAUUUCAUAUCUCUUUAUUUUAGGGCAUUGCUAACCAAUGCUGUCACAUUAUUUGGGGCCAGGAGUGGCUGCUGCCCCAUUGGUGCCCAGAAACCAAUGCUGCCCCAUUUGGGAUUGGGGUCUGCUCUCAGACCGCGUCCUCCAACCAACCCAUGGCUGAUAGCAGAGGGGCGACCAGCUCAACCCUCCAUUCCUACCCUUCUCUGCAGAAACCUGUUCCUGUCUAUAUAGGGAUCCCCAUCCCUCCUUCCAUCCUCGGCAUUUAGGUAGGCUAUAAUUAGGCUCUGGGAACGUCCCCCUGCUGUCAGCACAGCUGUCGUGCCUGCAAUGAUCCUUCCAGCUCUCUGCGGUCACGCAAAGCCUCCAGCAAUCCUAAAUACCCAUUUCCUGCCCUCCUGGGACAAACUGGGAGCUGCCAAAAAAUCUCCAGCCCCCCACGGACGUGACCAUCACAGCACCAAGGAGCAAAGCAAGCGCAACGUGAUUACGGUGCAGGUCGGGGUGGACAUUUGGAAGUGGUUCUGACUGGGAAGAGGACGUGAUGAUGGCAUCAGGGAAGAGGAACGCGGAUCUUGAAGAAUGGGACGCAAAAAUCAGGAAGCUAACAGAAGAUUUUGAAGAGAGUGACACAGAGCUCGAGGAAUGUGACACAGAAGAUGGGGAACUCACGGCUGAGAUUGACAAUCUGACUGCAGAGCUCGAGGAACGUGAUAGGAAAAUCAGAAAGCUCACAUCAGACCUUGGUGACGUUGACACAAAGCUCAAGGAACGCGAUAGGAAAAUCACCAAACUCUCAGCAGAAACACGCAGACUGACUGCACUGCUGGGGGACCGUGACUCAAAGCUCCGCAAACUGACGACAGAACUCGCUAAGUGCGAUGCAACGAUCAGACUAUUUACAGUGGAACUUGGAGAGCGUCACACCAAAAUAGGGGAACUCAGUGCAGAAGUUGGGGACUACAAUAGGAAACUUCGGAAACAUGCAGCAGAACUCGAGGAACGCGAUGUGAAAAUCAGGGAACACGAAGCAGAGAUAAGGCGCCUCACUGAGCUGCUUGAGGACCGUGAUUCCAAUGCCCGAGAACAGGACAUCCUCAUUAGGAAACUGUCAGAAGAGCUCGAGGAAUUAAGGGGUCGGGAAGUUGAGGAGAGUGAUCCAAAGAGGGAAGAACAUGAUGCCAAAAUUGUUGAACUCUCCGCAGAAGUUGAAAAACAAGAGAGAAGAAUUGAUGAACUCACUGCAGAGCUCGAGCACUACAAAGCAAAAGCAAGAAGAUGUUUUGAGAAACACAGAAGAAGUGAAGAAAAGUUGGUAAACGUGACUCUGGACCCAGAGACGGCCCACCCUCGCCUCAUCCUCUCCGAGGACCAGAAGAGCGUCCGAUGGGAAUACAGCCUGCAGGAAUCCCCCGACGGCCCCGAGCGCUUCGACGCCGAUCCCUGCGUGCUGGGUUGUGAAACCUUCACCUCUGGGAGGCACUGCUGGGUGGUGGAUCUCACAGAAGGGCAGUACUGCGCCGUUGGGGUCAGCAGGGAAUCCAUUCCGAGGAAAGGAGCCAUCAGCUUUAACCCUGAUGAAGGGAUCUGGGCUGUGCAGCAAUGGGGGUUCAAGAACAGAGCCCUCACCUCCCCUCCGACCCCACUGAACCUCCCAAGGGUUCCCAAAAAGAUCCGCAUCUCUCUGGACUACGAAUGGGGUGAGGUGGCGUUUUUUGAUGCGGAGAACCAAAUCCCCAUCUUCACUUUUCCUCUGACCUCCUUCGGUGGGGAGCGGCUCCGGCCGUGGUUCUGGGUGGAGCUGGGCUCCCUCUCACUGCCCCGAUAACCCCAGAAUCCCAAAGAGGUGCCUUACAGCAGCUCUUUGAGACCAGGGUGGAAAAACUCUCAGGAAAAAGCAGCAUCAAAACCUCAUUCUCCCCCUUCCCAAUCAACCAUCGUCAUGCAAAGGAAAGGAAAUUCAUCCUCAACAUCAUCAACAUCCUCUGUGCGUCAUGUCUGGUGGUCCCCAUUGAUGUAUGGUGUGGCUCCUGUUGGUGUCUGGUACCCCCUAUUGACAUGAGGUGGCCCCGAUUGACAUAAGGUGGCCUCCAUUGACAUGAGUUGGCCCCCAUUGACGUAUGGUGCCCCCCCAUUGAUGUGAGGUGGCUCCCAUUGACAUAUGGGGUGGCUCCUGUUGAUGUCUGGUGCCCCCUAUUGACAUGAGGUGGCCCUGAUUGACAUGAGGUGGCUCCCAUUGAUGUAUGGUGUGGCUCCUGUUGGUGUCUGGUGCUCCCCCAUGGAGGUGAGGUGGCCCCCAUUGACAUGAAGUGACCCCCAUUAACAUAUGGUGGCCCCCAUUGACGUGAGGUGGUUCCCACUGAUGUAUGGGGUGGCUCCUGUUGGUGUCUGGUGGCCCCCCAUUGACAUGAGGUGGCCCCCAUUGACGUAUGGUGACCCCCACUGACGUAUGGAGACUCUAUGACCAGACCCUACCCUGGAUCCAAUGCCUCCUGAUUGCAGUUCUAACCUCUAGGGAUGUUAAAUGACCCCACAGAGAGGAUGGGGUCCUCUUUGGUUUGAUGGAGAGAGGUGGGCACCAGGGUAAGUCGCUGCCUACAUCACCACUGGUGUUUUGUCUCAGCAGCUGGUGUAAAUUUCUGCCACGUGGGGUAUUUCUGUAGUAAGCAAAGAAGCUCUGCUGGUGGGCAGCUUGUCUCCUCCCAGUGCAAAAAGCAACAUGCAACGCAUGCACCCUGCUAUCCACAUGGCCAUCUCUCUCCAUCAGCUGUUGAAGGAGAAAUCUGUGCUCAGAAGAGAUGAAACUGGGUUGAGUUUUGGCUUGGGAAGAUGAUCUGAUUCCAACCAGAGUCCAGGAGACUUUGGGGAAUGCAAGAGUCCUAUGGGAGAAUGGAUAACCCUUCAUCCAAAAGGAAGCUGGCACGAAGCUCUGGGGUGAAAAUCCAUAACACCACGUGGUUUUAAGGUUUGGGGUGACUUACAUUCUGCAGCUCUGCUUCUAGCAAGGCACUGGGAGCCCUAAACCCAUGGAGAAGUCAAGCCUGUGCUUGAGAUCGUUGUUGGCCCAGCUGCAAUGGGAGGUGGGCAAUGAUGGACAUCACUGAAGCCAUCCCAAGCUUUGGGGAACUUUGGUUUUCACCUUUCGCUGCACUUUAAUAGGAUUUCUUGUCAAUGUCUGCGUGUUCUUGGCCACCUGUUUAAAAAAAUAA